Benincasa hispida (wax gourd) is the source of this 1539-nucleotide messenger RNA. NCBI's taxonomy places the organism in Eukaryota, Viridiplantae, Streptophyta, Magnoliopsida, Cucurbitales, Cucurbitaceae. The record is from RefSeq and is a predicted model, not a curated record.
AUAUGGUGAGAAGUGGGUGUUUCUUCAAAGCCUGCAAGUUCAGUUCUGUCUCUCGUCAGAGAAAAGGAGAAAGACAGAGAGAAAAAUGGAAGAAAUUUGGAAGCUAAGUCAUUUGUUGGUGACGGUAUUUCUAUACACUUUUGCAACCAUGAUGGUCGUUCCGGCCAUUACAGAUGUCACCAUGUCCGCUCUAUGUCCCGGUCAAGACGAGUGUUCUCUCGCCAUUUACUUCACUGGCUUUCAACAAAUCGUGACAGGAUUUGGUGCGUUGUUGAUGAUGCCAUUGCUCGGAAACCUGUCGGACAAGCUUGGGAGGAAGACUCUUCUCACUAUUCCCAUGGUUCUCGCUGUUGUUCCUCUUGGUAUAUUGGGAUGUGGGAGGUCAAGGAGUUUGUUCUACGUUUAUUUUGUGUUGAAAUGUAUAACAAGUACGAUUUGUGAAGGGAGUGUUCAGUGUUUAACUGUUGCUUAUGCGGCCGAUAAUGUACCGGAAUAUCGACGAGCUUCUGCAUUCGGAAUGCUAUCUGCCAUUGGAUCAGCUGCUUCCGUCUGCGGGACUCUCUGUGCUCGUUUUCUCUCAAUUCCAUCCACUUUUAAGGUAGCGGCUUCCACGGCGGCUGCUGCGACGGUGUAUAUGAGGUUUUUCCUUACUGAUUCUGUUGCUGAUUACAAUCUCUGUUCUCCGCUACUGUCUGGGGAGAAGGUAGAAUCUGUUUCUUCGGAUCCAGUUUCGUCCAAAAAAGAGAAAAUUAUUAUGACCUUGCCUUCAGUGAAGGACCUCUUUUCCCUAUUGAGGACUAGCUUGACAUUUUCACAAGCAGCCAUAGUUUCAUUUUUUGGCAAUCUCGCUGAUAUUGGACUUCAUGCUUCUAUACUGUACUAUUUAAAAGCCAGAUUUCAAUUUGACAAGGAUAGGUUUGCCGAUAUAAUGGUGAUUUUUGGGGUUGCUUCGACUAUUUCACAGGUAUUUUUAAUCCCAAUCUUAGUUCCUGUUCUAGAAGAGGGCAGGCUGCUCUCAAUUGGGCUCUUUUUCUUCUGCCUUCAGAUGCUUCUUUACAGCUUUGCUUGGGCUGAUUGGGUUAUCUAUGUUGGUGCAAUGCUUUCCAUUUUGUUCAUUUUCUGGCAACCUUGCUUGCAAAGCAUUGUGUCGAAACAAGUUGGUGCAAGUGAGCAGGGUAAGGCUCAAGGAUGCAUUUCAGGCAUAUCUUUAUUUGCGUAUGUUGUCUCUCCAUUAGUAUUCUCCCCUUUAACAGCUUUGUUUCUUUCUGAAAACGCUCCAUUUUAUUUCCCUGGAUUUAGCAUUCUAUGCGCUGGAUCUUCUGCGAUGAUUGCAUUUGUUCAAAGUAUCCUGAUGAGGGCUCCUAUUAAAGCCAUGGAAACCAGUAGCAGCAGCCAUGGGGAAGCCUAAGUUCUUCCCCUGCUCAUAUUUUUAUCGUUAAAAUUUGUAAAUCUUUGAUUGUUUAUUUAAAAAGAAAUUAAGGGACGAUAAUAUUUCUUUCCCUAGAUAUAUUUAAUAAUAUUUUAUCUAUUUCUCUCUCA